Camelina sativa (false flax) is the source of this 1597-nucleotide messenger RNA. RefSeq names its product endoglucanase 20-like. Gene Ontology annotation, molecular function: hydrolase activity, hydrolyzing O-glycosyl compounds. NCBI's taxonomy places the organism in Eukaryota, Viridiplantae, Streptophyta, Magnoliopsida, Brassicales, Brassicaceae. The record is from RefSeq and is a predicted model, not a curated record. Gene Ontology annotation, biological process: carbohydrate metabolic process.
UUAAUAAUGGGGAAGCUCUUGGUGAUAAUGUUAGUUGGGAUGUUCUUGGCUUUCGAAAGCUUGGAAGCACUUGACUAUGGAGAUGCACUAAACAAGUCUAUCUUGUUCUUUGAAGGCCAACGAUCCGGUAAACUCCCGACUAACCAACGGGCUACUUGGCGAGGCGAUUCUGCCCUCUCCGACGGUUCAUCAGCUAAUGUGAAUCUGAUUGGAGGAUAUUACGAUGCUGGUGACAAUGUAAAAUUUGUGUGGCCAAUGUCAUUUACCACAACUUUGUUGAGUUGGGCUGCUAUUGAAUACCAAAAUGAGAUUUCUUCCGUUAACCAGCUCGAUUAUCUCCGGUCUGCUAUCCAAUGGGGAACCGAUUUUAUCAUCCGCGCUCACACGUCGCCCACCAUGCUAUAUACACAGGUAGGAGAUGGGAAUUCAGAUCAUAGUUGUUGGGAGAGGCCAGAAGAUAUGGACACACCAAGAACUCUCUACAGUAUCUCUUCCUCUUCCCCGGGUUCCGAAGCUGCCGGUGAAGCCGCAGCCGCUCUUGCUGCCGCCUCAAUUGUUUUCAAAUCGGUCGAUUCUACUUAUUCAUCCACGCUAUUAGACCAUGCGAAAACCCUGUUUGAAUUUGCUGAUAAGUACAGAGGUUCUUACCAAGCAUCUUGCCCCUUCUACUGCUCAUACUCAGGCUACCAGGAUGAAUUAUUAUGGGCUGCGGCAUGGCUAUACAAAGCAACAGGAGAGCAGAGUUACAAAGAUUAUCUUAUAACCAAUCAAGAUUGGAGCCAAGCUGUCAAUGAAUUCAGUUGGGACAACAAAUUCGCCGGCGCUCAGGCUUUACUCGCUUCGGAGUUUUACAACGGGGCAAAUGACUUGGCUAAAUUUAAGACCGAUGUUGAAUCGUUCGUCUGCGCAUUGAUGCCCGGAAGUAGCUCUCAACAAAUUAAACCAACUCCUGGUGGCAUUUUGUACAUUAGAGACAGUAGCAACUUACAAUAUGUCACAACAGCUACAACGGUUUUGUUCAACUACGCAAAAACUCUAUCCAAAGCACAGGUCGGCUCAAUUCAGUGCGGUUCAACCCAGUUCACCUCAUCUCAAAUUCAAGAUUUCGCCAAAUCACAGGUGGAUUAUAUCCUUGGAAACAAUCCAAUUUCAAUGUCUUACAUGGUCGGGUUUGGGUCAAAGUAUCCUACACAACCUCAUCAUAGAGGCUCAUCAUUACCAUCAACAAUAUCUAAACCGGAGAAGAUCGACUGCAAUGGAGGGUUUUCAUACUACAAUUCUGAUACACCAAACACGAAUGAGCAUACCGGCGCGAUUGUGGGCGGUCCGAAUUCAUCCGACCAGUAUAGCGACAAAAGAUCAGAUUAUUCUCACGCAGAACCCACAACUUACAUCAAUGCCGCCUUUAUUGGCCCCGUUGCUGCUCUGAUCAGUUCUUCCGGUUAAACUUGGUCGUGGGGAAACACAACAUCAGCAAAGAAGAUUCAAACUUGAAGAAUUUAAUCAGGGGAUGUAUCAUUUGCUCUAAACAUAUAUAGAUAUUUAUAUACACACUUACAUACAUAUUAUUAUAUUUUAGAAGGUCAAUUCUCAUGAA